Quercus lobata is the source of this 486-nucleotide messenger RNA. Its product is annotated as CASP-like protein 4D1. NCBI's taxonomy places the organism in Eukaryota, Viridiplantae, Streptophyta, Magnoliopsida, Fagales, Fagaceae. The record is from RefSeq and is a predicted model, not a curated record. The transcript is spliced from 3 exons. The coding region runs from base 1 to 486 and encodes 161 amino acids.
AUGGAACUAUCAAAAUCUCAUAUAAUUGCUGUUCUUUUGUUGAGGGGCAUAUCUUUACUUUUCCUAUUACUAUCAUUCGUAAUCCUUCUUAACAAUGGUAAUACCCAUAAAGAAAAUGGCCGAGAUUAUUUCUUCUUGAAGAUUAAAAGCUACAGCUACAUGUUUGCUGCAAGCAUCAUUGGCAUUGGAUGUACCAUUUUGCAAACAAUUGCAUUUGUAAUCUUCCAAAUCGUGAUGGAGAGCCACAAAUUCAUUAUAUUUGAAUUUUAUGGUGACAAGGUUAUAUCGUACUUAUUACUCAGUGCAGCAGCAGCAGGACUUGGUGCUAGCAUAGAUGUAGAGUCACACUUAAUUGAUAAAUCAAACGAUCAUUUCAACAACUAUCUAAGUAAGGGAUUUGCUGCAGCUAACCUCCUUCUCCCAGCAUUCGUAUGCACCUCCACAUUGUCAAUUCUCUCUUCCUAUGCAUUGGCAAAGAAAGUUUAG